AUUAUUACUAGACCUUAAAGUGAAAUAAUGAUAUCAUAAUCUCUGAGAAAAAACAAGAAAAGUCCCUUGAAAUUACACCAUGAUCGAAAAUAAUAAGGUCACUAGCUUCUGCGAGGAAACGUCAGCGUGUAGAGAUGAAGCAUUGUACUUCCUCGAAUGCUUCAGCUGGAAUCUGGACGACGCCAUCUCUGGUUUCCUUGGUGAUCAGCUUCCUCCACUCAAAAGGUUUCCUCGGUCACAAGGACGGAGGUUGAAGGAAUUGAAGUAUCGAUCUCGACUUCCUUUGAAACGAAGGCACUCCUCUGCUACCUCUGUCUCAGGAUCUAAGAAUAAGAUGGUCCAAGAUGAAAUGACCAUAUUGAGAAGCUCUUCUUACACCGCUGCUUUGGCCAAGAGUGUGGAUGAUGGUAGAGAGCUUGAUGACUCUGAUGUUGUACCCCAUAGACAAAAAAUAGUGUCUAUAUAUAAUCCUGUGAAGCAAGAGUUUAAACAAGAGGGAGCAUCAUCAGCCACAGCUACAAUGAUUUGUGAACCCACUUCCAUAGAAAUUGACUUUCCCUGCUCGGACUCUGAUUAA
This is a messenger RNA of Capsella rubella, 577 nucleotides long. RefSeq lists its product as uncharacterized. The transcript is spliced from 3 exons. The record is from RefSeq and is a predicted model, not a curated record. The coding region runs from base 80 to 577 and encodes 165 amino acids. NCBI's taxonomy places the organism in Eukaryota, Viridiplantae, Streptophyta, Magnoliopsida, Brassicales, Brassicaceae.